UCGGCCCCGCGCUCGGGCAGCGCCUGGGGGAGGGUCCGGGGUGGGGCGGGGGCCGGGGCCCGGGUGGCCCGCCCCUUCGCUGCUGGACGUGGACGAUUUGGGCCAUUUCCAGAAACCCUGCAUUGCUCUUGGGGUGCGUCCGCCUCGCCCCUCCCAGCCCUCCGCCACCCGGACCCUGGUCGCCCCUUACUCUCCCGGGACCCCAAGACCGCCGCCCCCCACUCCCCCCCACCCCGGUGCGUCCCGCUCGCGCAAGAGGAUGCUCGGGCUGCUGGUGCUGCUGCCGCUGCUGCCCGCGCCCGCCCGCGCCCCGGAGCCCAGCGCGCACGACCUGAGCCUCGGCGUGGACUGGCUGACCCGCUAUGGCUACCUGCCGCCGCCCCACCCCGGCCAGCUGCAGCUGCGGAGCCCCCUGAAGCUGCGGGACGCGGUCAAGGUGAUGCAGCGUUUUGCUGGGCUUCCGGAGACCGGCGUCCUGGACGCGGUGACCGUGGCUGCCAUGCGCAGGCCCAGAUGCUCGCUGCCGGACGUGCUGGGCCUGGCAGGGCUGGUGAGGCGGCGGCGCAGGUAUGCCCUUGGGGGCAGUGCCUGGAAGAAGCGGGUCCUGACCUGGAGGGUACAGUCCUUCCCCCGUGGCUCUGCACUGAGGCCGGAUGUUGUCCGCACUCUCAUGCACUUUGCCCUGGCCGCCUGGGGGGCCGAGACAGACCUCACCUUCCGAGAGGUGGGAACGCAGGACACCCCAGAGCCCGACAUCCUCAUCGGCUUCUCCCAGAACUUCCACGAGGACAGCUACCCGUUUGAUGGCCCCGGGGGCACGCUGGCCCAUGCUUUCUUCCCUGGGGAGCACCCCAUCUCAGGGGACACACACUUCGAUGAUGAGGAGACCUGGACUUUCGGGGUGAAAGAUGGCGAGGGGACAGACCUGUUUGCGGUGGCCGUCCAUGAGUUCGGCCACGCGCUCGGCUUGGGCCACUCCUCGGCGCCGGACUCCAUCAUGAGGCCCUUCUACCAGGGUCCUGUGGGUGACCCUGCCAAAUACCGCCUGUCACAGGAUGACAGGGAGGGCCUGCAGCAGCUCUAUGGGAAGGCGUCCCAGACCCCGUCUGCCAAGCCCACGAGAAAGCCCCUGACCGCACCCCCCCAGCCGCCUGCCCUGCCCCCCGACAGCCCCUCCACCCCCUUCCCGGACCGGUGCCAGGGCAAUUUUGAUGCCAUCGCCAACAUCCGCGGAGAAACCUUCUUCUUCAAAGGCCCCUGGUUCUGGCGCCUCCAGCCCUCGGGCCAGCUGGUGUCACCCCGGCCCGCGCGGCUGCACCGCUUCUGGGAGGGGCUGCCCGCCGACGUGAGGACGGUGCAGGCGGCCUACUCACGCCCCGACGGCCGCAUCCUGCUCUUCAGCGGCUCCCGGUUCUGGGUGUUCCGCGACCGGCUGCGAGAGGGGGAGCCGCGGCAGCUGACGGCGCUGGGGCUGCCCGAGGGCGAGCAGGUGGACGCCGUGUUCUCGUGGCCGCAGAACGGAAAGACCUACCUGGUGCGCGGCGGCCGCUACUGGCGCUACGACGAGGCGGCCCAGCGCGCAGACCCCGGCUACCCGCGGGACCUCGGCCUCUGGGAGGGGGCGCCGCUCGCCCCCGACGACGUCACCGUCAGCAACGCAGGUGAUACCUACUUUGUCAAGGGCACCCAAUACUGGCGCUUUCCCAAGGGCACAGUCCAGGCUGAUCCUGACUCCCCCCAACCCUUGGGCCCCCAGUGGCUAGAUUGCCCCAGACCCCCCCAAACCACCCCACAGCCAGGAGGCUGCAACUGUCAGUGUGAGAUCAACCAGGCCUCAGGGCACUCGGCGGGGUCCCUUCUGCUGCUUCUGCUGAGCCUGCUGCUGGGGCAUGUCGCUGGCCACUGAUGGAGACAGGCCACACCCCACUCCAGCACCUGUGAAUGCAGUGACCCCUUCUGUCCCCAGGGGAGGGGCGGGAGCCCUGGGGGGUAGGAGGCAGGGGCAAAACUGGACGUGGCCUACCUCUGGACCCCCUCUCAACCCCCUCCCCUUCCCUGGCUGGUGGUGGCUGCCUGCCUGGUCCUCUCUAGGAAAGCUAACCUUCCUGCCACUGCUCAGCCCAGAAUUUCCCACCAGGGGGCGGCAGAGACCAACCCUCACGCCCCAUAUUGAGUUUUCCAGAAGGUUCUCCCUCUCCCUGUCCUGCUUCCUUGAUGUCAGUGACUGCCACAUAGAUAGGGACCACAGCCCAGAAGCCACAGCUGAGCACAUCUGGGCUCCAUCAGCAGCUACUCAGAUAAUCUCCUUUCUGGUCCCCCAUGCUGGACCUCUGAGCUGCAGCCUUUCAACAGAAGCCCCCCCAACCCCCAACCUCUGCUGCCAGCUUGCAGGGUUCCACUUCCUCCAGGAGAGCUGUGGCUCCCAGGAGCCGGGGGAGGGGUGCAUCAGGGCCUUCAUUCCCUACUCCUUCCUGAUGAGACUCAGGAUCUGAAUUAGCACCUACGGAACUGUUUCUGGAAUAUUCCAUACCACUGUCCCACAGCAGGCAGUUUAGCAGUUUAGGGUGCAGAUACCUUUAUCCUCAUUGUGGGGCUGUGGGGGGUGGGAAGGAGCUGGGCCAACAGCCCCCCUGUGAGAACUUUCUGGGCUCUGCUCUCCCUCAAGCAGCCACCAGCUUCCUGUUUUCCAAGUACCAACAAUGGCCUUGAGUGGGGACCCCAAGGGUGACCUCACUAAGCUGUCGGGUCACUGCCCAGCUGCAGUGGCCAACGUUGGAGCCAGCAGACACCAAGACCACACCCCAGCCCAAUCCCUGGCCUGAGUUUCUGUCACCAAGAAUCACCUGUGCCAGCGUCCUCUCCAUGGGUGAAGAGAUGUUUGUCUGUCCUCCCAGCAUAACAGACAUGUGGCCAAUGGACUGGGGGAGGUGACGCCCCUCUGAGUGGCCCUGCUUUGUAGAGAAUGUGGGUGCAGGGUGGUGCAGAAGGAAGAGCAGGGAGAGGCACCCACACUGUUUGGGGGGCAGAGGAGGGUGUCAUGUGAAAGCAGAGGUGCUUCCACUGUGCCAUGGAAGCUUCUGGAAAGCUGAGACUGGAUGAAGCUGCUGGGGAAACAGCCCAGCGGGCAGCCACAGUGCCUGGGUGCUUGGGACCAGCCCAGCCCCGGAGCUCUAAGACUUCUCUCGCUGUCCUGUGAAACUCUACCAUCUCAUACAGAAUAAGCAGAAAUAAAUAUCUAAAAAUGAGUUUAUUACACAGAA
Erinaceus europaeus (western European hedgehog) is the source of this 3260-nucleotide messenger RNA. RefSeq names its product matrix metallopeptidase 25 (gene MMP25). Lineage: Eukaryota; Metazoa; Chordata; Mammalia; Eulipotyphla; Erinaceidae. Gene Ontology annotation, biological process: extracellular matrix organization; collagen catabolic process; proteolysis. Gene Ontology annotation, cellular component: extracellular matrix. The transcript has 10 exons. The record is from RefSeq and is a predicted model, not a curated record. The coding region runs from base 260 to 1906 and encodes 548 amino acids. Gene Ontology annotation, molecular function: zinc ion binding; metalloendopeptidase activity.